Phycomyces blakesleeanus NRRL 1555(-) is the source of this 513-nucleotide messenger RNA. RefSeq lists its product as hypothetical. The record is from RefSeq and is a predicted model, not a curated record. Bases 1 to 513 code for a protein of 170 amino acids. The transcript is spliced from 3 exons. NCBI's taxonomy places the organism in Eukaryota, Fungi, Mucoromycota, Mucoromycetes, Mucorales, Phycomycetaceae.
AUGUCAUAUAAGAAAAGUGUCUUUCAACUAAACACGGCAUCUACAUUGUACCAAAAUACCGUUCAUAAAUAUUCUAGACUUAUAUUAGACGCCUUGCAACCUAUUUUUGACACGGCAAGUGUAGUUUCCGAAGAAAAGGGCCGAAAAGUUACCGUCCUUGGUCUGUGGUCCGUCUGCGGAGUUUCCAUGGUAAUGCACAGAAAUAUGAUAAGGAUGGAGAUGAAUCAGGUCAAUACGAUUAAAUGUUCUCAUGUUUUCUACUCUAAUUUAUACACAGCCGAUUGCAUUGAUGACAAUGCUGUAGAACUGCUUUUACCAAACGUUUUAGAGUCUAGUUGCUUAACAAGAGAUUUGAGCGAACCUAUUGUGGCGGAGUGGGGUGCGGAUAACAUAUUGCAUACACUCAACCAUUCUCACACUCUCAGUAGCCCAAAUGUUGGUGGUAUAUCGUACGACAACCUUUGCUGGAUAUUUCAGCAUAAUUGUUUUGUUGUCUUCUUCUUCAGGGUCUGA